CUACUAUCAUGUUUAACUUUCUCUCAAACACUGCAACAACGCACGCCGCAGCUGAUUCCUACACCGUGAAGCUCCUCCUCGCUCCCGUCUACGAGCUAUUCCUAUCGCCGACCGCAGCGCUCAUCGCCGAGCAAAUCAUCAUCUUAUGGAGGCAGAUCCGCGGGGCAGUGCUCGUCCCCUUGUUGAGGGUGGUGGUCAUCGCGUGCACCGUCAUGUCGAUCGUUGUACUCAUGGAGAAAGUGUUCAUCGGAUUGGUCAGCCUCUACAUGAAGGUCUUUCGCCGGAGGCCGGAGAAUGUGUACAAGUGCGACGCCAUCGUCGCCGCCGAUGCGGAGAACGGGGCCGCGGCGUUUCCUAUGGUUAUGGUACAAAUUCCUAUGUACAAUGAGAAGGAGGUGUACCAGCUUUCUAUAGGAGCUGCAUGCAAGCUUUCGUGGCCGUUGGAUCGGCUUAUUGUGCAAGUGCUUGAUGAUUCGACUGAUCCCAUCAUACAGGACUUAGUGAAGAACGAAUGCGAUGAAUGGUCGAAAAAGGGAAUAAACAUAAGGUACGAGACCCGCAAGGAUAGAGCCGGAUAUAAGGCGGGAAAUUUGAAGGAAGGGAUGAAGCACAGCUAUGUCGAAUGCUGCGAAUACGUCGCGAUGUUCGACGCCGACUUUCAGCCGGAACCCGACUUUCUGAUGAAAACCAUACCUUUUCUUGUUCAUAAUCCCAAACUCGCUCUCGUUCAGUCCCGAUGGAAGUUCGUGAACGCCGACGAUUGCUUGCUGACGAGAAUGCAAGAGAUGUCGAUGGAUUACCAUUUCAAGGUAGAGCAAGAAGCAGGAUCGUCGAUGUGCGCGUUCUUCGGUUAUAAUGGGACUGCUGGAGUGUGGAGAACUCGAGCAAUCAUGGAAGCCGGAGGUUGGGAGGAUCGAACUACUGCAGAAGACAUGGACUUGGCAGUAAGAGCAAGUCUCUUAGGCUGGGGCUUUGUAUACGUCGGCGACAUAAAGGUAAAAAGUGAAUUGCCGAGCACUUUGAAGGCCUACCGUUCUCAGCAGCAUCGUUGGUCUUGCGGGCCCGCACUCUUGUUCAAGAAAAUGCUUUGGGAUAUUCUGGAGGCAAAGAAAGUCUCGAUGUGGAAAAAGUUCUAUAUGAUCUACAGCUUUUUCGUAGCACGGAGGAUUAUAUCGGCUUUUUUCACCUUUUUCUUCUUCAGCAUACUGCUUCCUGUAAAGAUUUUCUUUCCAGAAGUCAUAAUCCCCAAAUGGGAGCUGCUGUAUGUUCCGACUGUUAUCACGCUGCUCAAUUCAGUCGGAACUCCGAGAUCACUGCAUUUAAUUAUCCUGUGGGUCUUAUUUGAGAAUGUCAUGUCGUUGCACCGGUGCAAAGCCAUUUUUAUUGGACUGCUGGAAGCAGGAAGAGCUAAUGAAUGGAUUGUCACCGAGAAAUUGGGUGACAUGCUGAAGACGAAACCGGUCAUCCGAGUUACUGAGAACUUACGAAUUAAGGAGCGGUUUCAUCUCCUGGAGCUGGGACUCGGCGUAUUUCUUCUGCUGUGUGCGUUCUUUGACUAUGCAUUUCGACGUGAUUGCUUUUACUUAUUCAUUCUUCCUCAAUCCAUCACAUACUUUAUUGUGGGAUUUGGUUUCAUCGGCAUCAUAAUCCCUAGUUAGAUGAACAUUUUUACUCUCACUUUCAUUCA
Ananas comosus (pineapple) is the source of this 1687-nucleotide messenger RNA. Its product is annotated as probable mannan synthase 6. Lineage: Eukaryota; Viridiplantae; Streptophyta; Magnoliopsida; Poales; Bromeliaceae. Gene Ontology annotation, molecular function: mannan synthase activity. The transcript has 9 exons. Gene Ontology annotation, cellular component: Golgi apparatus. The coding region runs from base 9 to 1658 and encodes 549 amino acids. The record is from RefSeq and is a predicted model, not a curated record.